Messenger RNA from Conger conger (European conger), 6788 nucleotides. RefSeq names its product family with sequence similarity 83 member Hb (gene sack1hb). Lineage: Eukaryota; Metazoa; Chordata; Actinopteri; Anguilliformes; Congridae. The record is from RefSeq and is a predicted model, not a curated record. The coding region runs from base 267 to 3866 and encodes 1199 amino acids. Gene Ontology annotation, cellular component: keratin filament. The transcript has 5 exons. Gene Ontology annotation, biological process: intermediate filament cytoskeleton organization; protein localization to cytoskeleton; positive regulation of cell migration. Gene Ontology annotation, molecular function: keratin filament binding.
GAAAAAGAAACAGGUUCCGCCGGAGUUCAUCUUCAACUUGAAACUGCACCCUUGGGUGGAGUCUUGCUCCGGAUCAGGAAUGUAGUUUACCGCGGUCAGAGUUGGUACGACAGGCAAAAGACGGGAUUAUAAGGGGGGGAAAUGAACGAAAAGACUGCUAAAAUAUCUGAAUAGUCGAAGCCAUCUGAAAGCGCACACCUGACGGUCAAGUCCACCCCCCUCCCCCUUCUCCAAUCUCCCUUCCUCCCCUCCAGCUUGAUCCAGCAAUGGCCCACCGUUCUCAAAGCUCCUCGUUUGGGGAUAACCCCCUGGACCCCAACUAUUUGCCCCCGCACUAUCGAGAGGAAUACCGAAUGGCCAUCGAUGCACUAGUGGAAGAUGGCAUGGACAGUUAUUCUGGGCUUCUUCAGAAAGUGGGCGUGGUUGAAUUCCUGUCCCAACCAGAGAUUGAACAUAUCAAAUCUACCGUGCAUACUCCAAACUGCAGCUCUCAGCCAGAGCUACCCUACCAGGAGACAGAUGCCGAUGGGUCAUCUGACACAUAUUGGCCUCUCCACUCUGACCACUCAGCACCAGGCCUGGACCUUGGUUGGCCUAGCCUCCCUCACAGCUUCAUUGGCCCCACUGAGGUCACGACACUGGUUAACCCCUCAGAUCCAGAAACGCCAAGCAUCAAGGAGCAUGCCCGUCGGCUCAUCAAGAACGCUCAGCAUGUCAUUGCCUUGGUGAUGGACAUGUUCACAGACGUUGACAUCUUCUCAGACCUCCUGAAUGCAACUGCACGGCAUGUUCCUGUCUACAUCCUGCUGGACGAACAUAAUGCCCACCAUUUUGUUACCAUGGUCACUAACUGCAAAGUGAACCUUGAUAUGGUCAAUUUAAUGCGUGUCCGGACUGUCGCAGGCACCACCUAUUUUUGCCGCACGGGGAAGUCGUUCAAGGGUCAAGUGAUGGACCGCUUCCUGUUGACAGACUGCAGAGCUGUGCUCAGUGGGAACUACAGUUUUAUGUGGUCUUUUGAGAAGAUCCACCGCUGUAUCGCACACUUGUUCCUUGGGGAGCUAGUCACCACAUUUGAUGAGGAAUUCCGAAUCCUGUUUGCCCAAUCUGAACCACUGGUUAUGGAGAAUGCCUUGGUUCAGCUGGGCUCCAGGGAUAAUAACUUCAACAGUGGCCAAUUUGGCAUGAAGAGGAGCCAGUCCUUCAGGCACAAUCAUGGGUCCCUUCGCGAUUUGUCAGGAUACUCCUUUGGAGAUUGGAUAGACACAGAUCGAAACAUGCACUCAUUCAGAAGAGAUGACUCCUUCCGCCAUAACUUAGAGCCCAGCCAUAUGCAGUCUGCCAAUAACAACAAAUUCUUAUCCCAGCAAUUUAGAACGGAGAGACCUUACAUUGACCAGUCUAGGUCCAUGAUGGCUUCCAGGCAGAUUCAGGACAAUGCAUACAAAAGACAUAGCUAUGCAGAGGGGACACUCGAGAGCUACUCCUCUGCACGACAGUACAUGAAGCACCGUGUCAUGAACAACUUGGAUGAGAUGGACAGUCACAACAGCUAUCUCCAGAAGGAGCAACAGCUCUACCAGGGAGGAGGGUCAGGGCAUGGUCUCUACAAGAGUCACGGUCACCACCAAACAGAUGAGUACUCUGACUCAGGGGGGGACCCACCAGGCAUGUACAAACAUGCAGUGGAUUAUUUAUCUUCAGGUUCCUCCAAAGAGAUCACACAGUCUGGGACUGGACACACCCCAGGAGAAACAGGCCGGUAUAGUCAGACAAAUUCAAAACGACCAAGUGCUGGCCAGCCGUACGCCUGCCAGAGUUCCCCCACACAACUGCAUCCCCCAGAAAACAAACGGCUUUGUGGUACAGAUGACUCAGAACGGCAGCAGCAGGACCCCAGUGUUAAGGAGGGUCUGCGAAGCUGGAGGAUCAACUCUUUCCUAAGUAACAUUGAGGAUUCAGGAGAGGAGGGCUUAUUACAGCCAUUGGGGCCUGAUGCUUUUGAUGAGCCCCCACAGCCCCCAGAAGGGAAGUUAUAUGGUCCAGAAGCCUCAGUGCCUAGGUUCAGCACCAGAGAUCAUCCAAAGGUUCCAACCAAGCCAGAGCUACUUCCACGCUUUGGCAAGCCCAUCCUACCCAGAGCACCAAAAGAACCAUCUCGGGAUCUAGGCCCUUCUGGGUCAUCAUCUGCAACAGAAGGAGAAAAAGUUGAGGAUGCAGAGAUCAGCGAUCCCAGAGAAAUCACCCUCAGCAAACAUGAGUCUUUCCGCAGCAGGGUGAAUCCCAUGUUGCUAAGAAGCUCAAGGCUGAGGUCCUCCUUGAUCUUCAGUUCUUCCAAGCUAGAGGAGCACAGCUCUGUACUAAUGAAAUCAGGGUCUGGUCUCAAUGAUGAAGAAGACAAUGAUCGCACAAAAUCAUCCUCCAUCGUUGCCCAGAUUUUGGAGAAGAGGAGAUCCUUGUCAAGAGAGCCAUAUGAUUGGCGCAAGCAAAAAAGGUUGGAUACAAAAGACAAUUCCCAUGCCGAGGUGCCUGAAUCAGAGGAACCCGAUAAAGUUACAGAAAGUAGUGAAGUGAAACCAGAUGAACAUGCACUAGAGGGAAAACCCAAACUUACAGAACCAGUGGACCCUCCCAAACCUGCAACAAGCACUACAACCACCUCUAAGAAGAUGAGUGACCCAGAAAGCAGGCUCUCACAUUUUAAUGAACAGAUGGCAAAACAGAAGGCUUCGCGAAUGGCAGCUGAGUCUUCAUUGAGAAUUCAAGAGCCUACGACUAAAAAGCCUGACCUUUCAGACACUCAACCUGAUAAAACCCUUGAAAAACCAACUAUUUCCAUCACACCAGCAGAACGUAGCCAGAAAGAGCCAGAGGUACCACCUGCUGUGCCGGUGGCCAGAACACCAUUAAUCACAGUAAAACCAUGUGAACCAGAACCCAUAGAAAAGAUUCCAGCAGAAAAUGACACCAAACCUGUUGCUGAUGUAGCGAAAAAAGAGGUAACACAGCCAAAGUCACUAAAGCCGUUUCCCUCGCCAAAGUUAUUCAAAAAGGAAAUGUUGAAACCUUUCAAGGGCACUCAUUCCCGUCAUGUCUCCUGCGGAGAAGAGGUUCUCACAGAUGCCACAGAUGCUGAGAAGAGUGAGCUGAAGAAGUCUCGCAGUCACAGCUCAUCUGGCAUGGCCCGCCUUGAGACUGGGGAAAAGCCGCUUAAGAAACAUGGUUCCAGUACCUCUCUGAACUUAGUGGAUGGCAGUGGGGAAGGCAAGGCUUUGGAGUUUCUUAAAAAGCAAACUCAAAGACUCAAGGGACUCAAGGGACUCCUUGGAACAAAGGGAGAUAAGAAAGCAGCAGGGGCAGCAGCGACUGAUGAGAAGACAAUGAGGACGGUCCCAGAGGUGUCAGAGGAGCCUGCCCCUAAGGCUCAAGGGGGACCCCAAAGCUCUACUCGCUAUCAAUCAUCCACCUCUAAUGUGAUUUACAGCAGCAACCUCCGGGAUGACACUAAGGUCAUUCUGGAACAGAUAUCUGCAAAUAGCCAGAAAAACAGACUAGAAAUGGCCAAGCAGGCAGAGGAGUCUAAACAGGGGAGUGACACAGACAAGAAGGUGACAAGCAAGGAGACAGAGCCGUCCAUUACGUACCACAGCCGGAACUGGUUCCAGCGUGCUCCCAGUAGCAACCCACAGGAGCGGGACAGCUUGCUGAAAAGGAUUGAAAGUUUGCGCAAGGAAAAGAAAGUCUACAGCCGCUUUGAGGUAUUCGACAGGGGAAAGGAGGACAAUUCCAAAAGUUCAGACAUUGGGGAGGAAGUUACAGAGAGGAAACCAAGCCCUAAACUAGGCCUCUUCAAAAUCAGAAGAUAGAGUGAUAGAUAGUUGGCUGAAGUAUAUAAAAUUAAGAAAGAAACUUGAUUAAGACAGGAUUUAAUGCAUGCAUGUAAAUGUUAAAUUGUAUCUAGAGGAAAUAGUUAUUUUGCUGCAUUUAAGGUUUUAGUCCCUACUUUGCAAAAUGUUUUGAAAUUGGUUAAAAUGAUGGUACAAUGUGUUACAUACUGGGUAAUAAAUACAUAUAUGGGCUUAUAAUCAUAUGCAUGUGUUGUAGCAUGUCAAAAUCCAUCUAAUUAUACAUGGAAAUCAAUCAUAUACUUAUGGAUAACUUGAUUCAACAGUUCCUUGCUUAAACAUUGUAUUACCACCUUAAUGUGAAGUAAAGAAUUGUAAUCUGCAUGAUCUCCAAAGUGUAGACCUGCUUGAUCCUUUGCCUGUUGCUCUGUUGUGUUAACAGAUGGGGAAUAGCCUUGGAUAAUGAAGAGUGCGGAAGGCUCUCCACGCUUCUGAAAAGGAAAUCUUUUUAUGGCUCCACCUGCACUGAUGUGUUAAUAGCAAGAAUAUCUGUCACUUUCAUCUUUCAAAAUAGUCAGCGCUCUUAAUCACCUCACCAGGAAGCUAGAAUUUAUGCAUUUGUGUGAGGACUGCCAAUGUGGAUCUGUUCCACACACCUCUUGUGGUGUUCAGAAAUGCUGUUUGGUGAAAGGAAUAUGAACAAGGCCUCAUCCCCGCAGUAUGACAUAUACUGUAUACAUUUGAAAGCUGCUGCAUAGGAGGAAUUUUUCCUUCCAAGAAGCUUUCAUGUUUUUUAAUUUUUUUUUGCAUUUUAUGGAUUACAAUUUAACCAUCUCUCUACCACAGUUCAUUUUCAACAGGCCAGCACACCUAGUGCCUCUAUCGCAGGUCUGUUGUUAAUAUCAGCAGAGAAACCAACGAUGCAAUGAACCAUGAAAUGUGAGGGUGUGCGUGCGUGCACAACAGAUGAAUGACACUGACAGACAUCAUGGCCUAUUAUUGAGCUACACUUACCAAAAUCAACUGAACAAGCGCCAACCAGCAGACAGGCCUGCUUAAUGGAAAGACAUGGGCAUUCGCACACCUUCGCAUUCUAAAAUAGUGCCACUGGGCUGCUGCAGCCCAUCAGCAUGAACCCAAGGACAAAUAUUCCCACCAAGAGCUAGCCAGCAGGGGUGUAGCACAAAACUCUGGGCCCUGUACAUAUGCAGUCUUUGUGCCCCCCUUAAAUUGUAGACCAAAGCAAACAUUUCCCAUCCCCCAGCCUUGGGGUCCUGGGUAGUCUCUUUGACUAUUCCCCCAACUGUGACACCCCUGCCUGUUUCCCCUAUGGAGUUAAACUGAAGUGAUCUUGGGAGGUACAGAGAGAGUUUGAGAGAAGAUUUAUGGAGGCAAAUAAAAAGAUGAAGACUGGAUAAUAAAAUCGAGAAAUAAUGGACGAGAGACAAAGCAGAUUGAGAAAACGAAUGAGAAAACGAAUGAGAAAAAGGAGGCAAAAGGUAAUAAUACUAAGAAAGGACAUGAAAGUGAAUGGCAAACAGAACUUUAUUGCAUUAAGCUGAGCACUGUUUGAAAGGUCUUCAUUAGGCUUGGUUAAACUGAAAACACAAGCUUAGGCUGAAAUGGUUAACGCACGUACAGUAUGUGAUGAGAAGUACAUACUUGAUUUGAAAUGACUCAGGGAACAUGAGCAAGAAUGCUGCCACACAAUCUUUGAACCUGUUUUUUGCUAAAUGGCAUGCAACAGUAAUUAUUUACAUUUACAUUUGAACUGCUGAUCAUUCUCUUUUUAAGUAUGCUUAAAAAGUGAAAAUAAAAACAAAAUGUCCAUGUCUACACACAAAUUAACAUUUGUAAGGCAACUCAUCCCAGAAACUGGACUUGUGAUGAGUAAGAAAUGUGUGAGGAUUUAAAUAUCAGCUUUUAGUACAUUGGCAGGGAGUCACAAAGACUAUAAUAGCUUCUAUAACAAAGUGCCUUUAAUAUGUGUUAUAUUUUGUGUGCAUACUCGUGGAAAUAACUGGAUUAUGGGAAUUCUGCUCUUUGGGAAGGGCCUUCUUUCUUUCACAGGUUUUUUGAGGGUUUAUUAUAUUUUUACUGUACUGUAUUUCUUUUUUUUAUGUUAACUCAUCCUGUGCCUCAGACAGCACCGCAGCUAUUGGCACAUGACCAUUAAGAAACCAUUCAGUGAUUUAAAUGCAUGUUCACAGUAAAUUGGCUAUUCAUUGUUUUUAACAAUGGAAGAAGAAAUUUAUAGCAGCGAGAAUGUUUCUGUUCAAACUGACUGCAUUUCAGAUGUGACAUCAGUCUAGUCUGAGGCAGUCACACUAGUGUCCUUUUCCAUGGUAUGUGCGCAUAUGGCACCUCAAAACUACACACGUACUGUACCCUUGCCAUACAUGCCCCCCCGACCAAAGGCCCCCAAUUAAAACAUCAAAACAAGACUUAAGUUGUUGGUUUAUAAUGUUCUGCAAGUAAACCUGGCUUAGGUUGUCUGCCAAAAUUUCCGAACUGUAAUUACUGCAAUAUAUAUGUUGCAAAAUAGUACUCUUUUGUAUGACACAAUGAUCAAUCAGAGAUCAUCUCCAAUAAAUUAAUCCAUGUCUGUUUUGUAAUCACUUCAUUUAGGUUCUCCAUUAGCAUACAACACUGCCUGGAAAAGGGAAACAUUAGUUCCUUUGACACAUUCCACCGAUUCUAUAGACGGUGAGGAAGAAACAACAAUCUGUUUGGCCAAUUCAUUAUCUGCGGGUGGCUCUGUGGUUGAUGCGGAUAUGAAAAAUGAUAACAUUAGUUCACAAAUCGCCAAAUUAUGAACUAUAUUAAAAGUGUCAAAUCUAAGAUCAGUCGCCACUGAAGCCACUUGUCAGAGCAUGAUCAGUGUGGCCACAAAGAACAACUUAUGUCUCAACAUGUGUAAUAAAUUGUUUUUGCAAGAGCAAA